AUGCCCCUGCAGCUGCCCACCAUGAAUUUUCGCAGCCACCGGCUACUGCGCCGCUCUCCUCCGCCUCCCCCGGCGAUCUCUAGCAAACCCACCCCAGUUGGUGGAACUUCCAGCAGCGGACUGUCCAGCUUGAGCAGUAUCGCCCAGAUCAGCCCCUGCCUGUACCUCUCCAGCGGCAAUGCCGCAGGCAGUCGCCAGCUGGUCUACGCUCGCAACGUCACCUGCAUCGUCAACGCCACCCUCGAGAUCCCCAACUCCAACUGGCCAGACGUCGACUACAUCAAAGUGCCAGUGCCUGAUCUACCGCAUGCCCCGUUGGCGCUCUAUUUUGACUCCGUGGCAGACAGGAUUCAUCAAAACGGAAAGAGGAAUGGCAGGACUCUGGUGCACUGCGUGGCAGGGGUUAGCCGUUCGGCCACCCUCUGCAUUGCCUACCUGAUGAAGUAUCACCGUCUGUCUCUUCUAGAUGCCCACCAAUGGGUCAAGACCAGGCGGCCCGUGGUGCGGCCGAAUGCUGGAUUUUGGCAGCAGCUGAUCCAGUAUGAGAAAAAGUUGUUUGGCAAAAACACCGUACGAUUGGUGCCAUCACCACUAGGACUUAUACCCGAUAUAUACGAGAGAGAAACUCGUAAUCUCAUCCCUGUUUGGGGUUUCAGAUAA
Messenger RNA from Staurois parvus, 660 nucleotides. NCBI's taxonomy places the organism in Eukaryota, Metazoa, Chordata, Amphibia, Anura, Ranidae. The record is from the annotation of a GenBank genome assembly.